Molecule: messenger RNA, 954 nt
Organism: Alosa alosa (allis shad)
Lineage: Eukaryota; Metazoa; Chordata; Actinopteri; Clupeiformes; Clupeidae
Exons: 5
Coding region: 58-954 (298 amino acids)
Molecular function (GO): zinc ion binding
Source: RefSeq, a predicted model, not a curated record
CAGUCACAAUCGCUUCCGCGUUCUACUUUGUACUGCUCAGCUGUUUCCGGUGCUACGAUGGCGACAGCUGUGUUUUACACCCGGUCUCUUCAAGAACUCCCAAAAUUGAGUAUGACAGAUGUCCACCGCAUCUGCAACAUGUCGAAGGUCCCAUCAUUUAAAAUGGACAAGGGUUUUAGGUUGUAUGUGGGCACGUACAUACACAACUAUGAAGUGUCCAAUAAAGACAGGAUGACAGGGCAAGUUGGCGUCAGAUCAUUGUGCUACAGGUCUAUGCUGAAGUCUGAGAUGCCACAUCGUUUAAGUAUUACACUUGGUGAUUCAACGCCAGUGGUAAUGACACAGAAGACAUGUUCCUGUGUGGCAGGCACUGCUUUAUGCAGCCACAUAGUGGCCCUGCUGUAUCAAACGGCACACUAUUCACAACUUGAAAUACCAGUGGUACCCCCUGUUCAUAGCUGCACAGAGUCAGAACAGCAAUGGCACAAGCCAAGAACUAUGGGUGUGAAGCCUGGACCCAUCAACGCCAUGGUCUUCACCAAGCCAGUACCAAAGCGAAGGGUACAGACUGGAGUAAGGAGUGGAUUCUACAGAGGCCUGGUCGGUCCAUUACCUGAUCCCUGCAUGUUCCGAAUAUCAGAAGCAUACAGUCGCUUUAGCCUUGAGGAUCAGCCACUUGUGACCACCAUGAACAUGAGGUCUGACCAGCCCCUUGUGGAAAUUGGCAUCGGGUUAGUGCAAAAGGGAAGUGUAUUGUCCUAUCAACAGCCUGCACAGAAGACCCGGUACAUCACACAUAUUCAUGACACACCACCAACACCACACUUGCUGCUGGAUGGACAUGAUUGCACACCAUCAGAUUGUGCAUUUGUAUGUACCAAGGAGCAGCAGCUUCACCUAAACAGUUUGUCCAUGUCCAUGGAAAUGGCAAACAAAAUUGAAAUAGCUACAUGA